AUGGUGCUGCGAUUCGGGAGGGUCACGUACACUCGGCUUGAAAGAAAUGAGCAGGAAGCUGUUUUCAAGAAGCUCUCAGCUCGUUGCCAUUCCGUGGGGAGCCUUGUUAACGAAGGAUACACGGUGGACCUUGCAAAGGGACCAGCGACCAAGCCCAGAAAACCAAGGCCAAGUCUCGCAGACUUUCGCCAGACACCGAUGUGGCAGCCUGCCAUCAAAAAGAGGCGUGCUGUUGUGAUUGACUGCGAGAUGGCAGAGGCCAUGGACGGAUCGGAUGAGUUGAUCAGUGUCUGCGCAAUCGAUUUCCUAACGGGUGAGACGUUGGUGAAUAACUUGGUCAUCCCCACACGACCAAUUAAGAACUGGAGAGAGGACAUCCACGGCAUAGAUGUUUCGAAGUUAUACGGGGCGAUAAUGGAGCAAAAGGCUCUUAGCGGCUGGGAAGCUGCUCGACAGGAGCUGUGGAGACAUAUCGAUGAGACAACAAUUCUGAUCGGGCAAACCGUAUGCUACGAUUUCGAGGCUCUCCGCCUCGUCCACACGCGCGUCGUGGACUCCGCAAUGCUCGCCGCGGAGGCCGUCUUCAACAAUUGGAUCGGGAAGAAGCCGGGCCGGAGGUGGGGACUCCAGGAGUUGUGCAAGGCUUUCCUCGGAAUCGAGAUACGCGUUGAAGGGGGAAUCCAUGACAAUUUGGAGGAUGUCUUAGCUGCUAGAGAGGUUGUGCUGCAGAUCUUGUUGAAGCCGGCGGAGUUUAAGAGAUCAGAGGCUCAAUGCUUCCUGCUCCGGUGA
Trichoderma citrinoviride is the source of this 789-nucleotide messenger RNA. RefSeq lists its product as hypothetical. The coding region runs from base 1 to 789 and encodes 262 amino acids. Gene Ontology annotation, biological process: rRNA processing; ribosomal large subunit assembly. NCBI's taxonomy places the organism in Eukaryota, Fungi, Ascomycota, Sordariomycetes, Hypocreales, Hypocreaceae. Gene Ontology annotation, molecular function: exonuclease activity; nucleic acid binding. The transcript is spliced from 3 exons. Gene Ontology annotation, cellular component: nucleus. The record is from RefSeq and is a predicted model, not a curated record.